This is a messenger RNA of Rhinolophus ferrumequinum (greater horseshoe bat), 4202 nucleotides long. Its product is annotated as C-C chemokine receptor type 2. The record is from RefSeq and is a predicted model, not a curated record. NCBI's taxonomy places the organism in Eukaryota, Metazoa, Chordata, Mammalia, Chiroptera, Rhinolophidae. The transcript is spliced from 3 exons. Gene Ontology annotation, molecular function: C-C chemokine receptor activity. Bases 385 to 1506 code for a protein of 373 amino acids. Gene Ontology annotation, biological process: G protein-coupled receptor signaling pathway; blood vessel remodeling; chemotaxis. Gene Ontology annotation, cellular component: cytoplasm; membrane.
UCAGAAUCUUAGCCGAGUGUGCCACCUGUUCCCCGUGAUAGAAAUAAGCCAAACAUUUGAAUCCUGGCUCUGCCACUACCUACCUCUGCAGGGCUGGAGUCAACGGUGUCUAGUGUGAAGAUAUAAAUGUAGAGUGCUCCUAGUCAGCCCGAGCAGAAUUCCUGGGCCUUGACCUUCCCCAUCCCAGAGUGACCCCAAGGAACGAGCAACAAGAUCCUGGAGUCAGGAAGUUCCAUACGUGGGAGAGGACCCAGCAGCACUGGGGAAACUUUAUUUCCUACUUCUGCACACCAAGUUCCUACCUCCAGAUCUGUUGGGCUCAGUUGCUGAGAAGCCUGACACACCAGUGCCACUUAGAAGAAGCCAUCCACCGGACGGAGGAAGAUGGGUGACAAUGACACGUUGCCCCAGCUCAGCCACCACAUGCUGUCCACAUCUCAUUCUCUGCUUGCAACGAAUUUCCAGGGGAACGAGGAAGACCCCAGCACUACUUACGACUACGGGGACAGUGCACCCUGUGAAAAAGACGACGUGAAGCUCAUCGCAGCCAGGCUCCUGCCCCCGCUCUACUCGCUGGUGUUCAUCUUCGGAUUUGUGGGCAACAUGCUGGUUGUCCUCAUCCUGAUAAACUGCAAGAAGCUGAAGAGCAUGACUGACAUUUACCUGCUCAACCUGGCCAUCUCCGACCUGCUUUUCCUUAUCACCAUCCCAUUCUGGGCUUACUAUGCGGCAAAUGAGUGGCUCUUAGGAAACGUGAUGUGUAAGUUAUUCACAGGGAUGUAUCACAUCGGUUAUUUUGGCGGAAUCUUCUUCAUCAUCCUCUUGACGAUCGAUAGGUACCUGGCUAUCGUCCAUGCUGUGUUUGCUUUAAAGGCCAGGACAGUCACCUUUGGGGGGGUGACCAGUGGGGUCACCUGGGUGGUGGCUGUGUUCGCCUCUCUUCCGGGAAUCAUCUUCACCAAAUCCCAAGAAGAAGGGGUUACUUACUCCUGUGGCCCUUACUUUCCAGUCGGAUGGAAGAAUUUCUAUACAUUAAUGAGGACCGUUUUGGGCCUGGUCCUGCCACUGCUUGUCAUGGUCAUCUGCUACUCAGGAAUCCUGAAGACCCUGCUUCGCUGCCGGAACGAGAGGAAGAAACACAAGGCCGUGAGGCUCAUCUUCACCAUCAUGAUCGUUUACUUUCUUUUCUGGGCUCCCUACAACAUCGUCCUUCUCCUGGACACCUUCCAGGAAUUCUUCAAUGUGAGCACCUGUAAGACCACCAGUCAGCUGGACCAAGCCAUGCAGGUGACGGAGACCCUCGGCAUGACACACUGCUGCAUCAACCCCGUCAUCUACGCCUUCGUCGGGGAGAAGUUCAGACGGUAUCUCUCCGUGUUUUUCCGAAAGCACAUCGCCAAACACCUCUGCAAACAAUGCCCCAUUUUCUAUCGGGAGACAACCGACCGAGUGAGUUCAGCAUAUACCCCUUCCACUGGGGAGCAGGAAGUCUCGGCUGGUUUCUAAAUGAACAGUAGUUUGCUUGAUAGUUUUUAAGGGAGAUGGCAAUCUAUACUUGAUAAUAAGCCCCAGGGAUUUACUGAAGAAUAGGGGCUUGGGAGUCUCUUAAGCAAGUGCCCAGAAACCUCAGGGUUGCACGUACCAACAGAGAUGUAUGUACCAACAUGUACUCCAGGAAUAUUGCAGAACAACUGUGGGUAGAGACUGACUCUCUAGCAAGCUCAUCUUGGUUCCUGGAAAAUGCCACAGGGCCUUGUGCUUACGCUCUUUUCCCAGUCUUCACUAUUUCUUCUGUCACUCUCUGAUUUUAUCAGUCUCUUUCAUCACGCCCCCGGCUGGAGGCGGGAGGAGAAGGAGACAGGCUUGGGCGAAUGUGAGUGGGGUUGGGCCUUGUCUAGAGAGGAGGGGGUCGUGAGCAUGGCUGAGCCUGGAUGGGGAUGAAGAUAAGGGGUUUGCUCCUUCCGCCAGGCAGUCGUUCUGUCCCUUAGCCCCGCCCCCGCCCCCCCCCCACACACACACGCAUUUAUUUUGAAGGCUUUCCCAGGUCCUGGAGAGCUUGGGAGCUGUAAUUACUUUCUGACAGCUUUGCUUGGGUCCCAUGAUCCUUCUCUGUGUAAGUGCAUGACACAUUUUUGCUUUAUUGUGGUUUAUCUAUGCCACCUACACACCCUACAUUUGAAAGCUAUUAAAUCGAUGGCUGUAUUGUUCCCAUGCUUCUUAGGCCACAUGCCACUAGAAAAAUUUUUGUUUACAAAAUCUAUAGUGAGAUGAAAAAACUAAAGCCCUUGUUUGGGUCUUUCUGGGGAAAGGGGAGGGAUGGAGGCAGUGACGAGGGGCAAGGGUGGGGCCCAACGGGUGCCCCCGGGGGGUGGCGGGGCCAUAGCAAGAGUCAGACCACCCCUGGACUGUUUCUAGAAACAGCUAAGGGAGAGGCCAGGAAGGACGCCUCGGCGCCUCUAAAGGCCUCAUGUAUCGGAUCUGACUGAGUUGUUUCCUUGUAGUCUUUCCCAGCCUUCUUGCUGCCCUGCCUCAUCUGUUUCUCCAAAGCUUUUAUCACAUAACUCCUGCCUAUAGAAUUACCCUACUUCAAAAUCCAGCUGUCGAGGUCCAGGAAAGUAGACUUGGGGAGAAUGUGAAGGAAACUGCAGUAAGAACCCCUUAGUGAACACACUGGAGUGUGUCCUCAGGGCAGAGAAGUGGCCUGGAGACAGGACAGAGACCCUGCCCUGGAAAUCAUACACCAGCCUGUGUAUCUAUGUGUCCAAAUGACCAGGAAGGGCGGGCCUAAAUGAAGAAGACUCUAGGUGGGUUGGAUAAAAACGUCUUCCAAACUGCCUUCCAGGGCCUCACUUUUGGAUACAUAAAUGAGUUCAGAUGUUGUUGUUUUUUUUUAAGUAAAAGUAAAAUUAAAGUAAAAAUAAAAUUAAAGUAAAAAUAAAACUGCAACUUUCAGAUGUGCCAAAGUAUCAUUUUAAGAGCUACUAUUAUGCCAAACCUGAAAAUAUGGUAUUAGUCGUAGAGACAAUUCUGGUUUUGAGCUUAAAAUCUUGCAGCAUUUUUAGGAGACUACUGAUUCACAUAAAUAGCUGUUGAUCAGUCACUUGGAGGUCUGAUCUCUGGACUUACUGAUUUAUGGUGAUGUAGCAUCGAAAGGAUACCACGUCAAUCACAGCACAUACUCCACAACUGUCAUUUCAACCGUGUCUUUAUUGUCUCAGACCUGCUGCCAAAAAUCUUUUUUUACACCAUUAAGUCCAUGAAGUCAUGGAUUUAAUCAUAUGAGAAUGUUUCACCUGCAGGGCCUUGCAGGUGUCCUUACUGUGUUUCAAAUUGUCCCGUUUGGCCAGUGGGAACACCUGAAUCAAGCUGACUUCUGAUCAAAGCCUUUAAACCCUAUUUGUAAAGGAGGGGAGUUGGUUCCUUAAGUAAGCAAAGACUUCUGUCUUGGUUGAGCCAAGAUAAGAACGUGCAUACACGUUACCCAGUGCAUGUCCGGACUGAUGCAAGCAAGAAACACAGGAUUUCUGAACCCAGUAACUUGGAAGCUGAAAGAGUAUGGCUUUACUUUCUUGCUUCAUGGCUAGAGAAGGUUCAGAAAGACAUGUGUGUGUUGAGAGUGGGGUGGGGGCUCAUGCUUCACCUGCAGGUAUUUGUGUUAUCCUCAUGAAUGCAUUACAUUUUCUCUUGAUGAUGAAAUGUAAAUAUUGUUUUUUAAAAAACUAUGAUUUGGAAAAUGAAUCGAUGUUCUAUAUGGCUUGUCUUUUUCUUUUAACUGUCUGAUUAGCAACUCCCCAUUUCCUCCUUUCCCCAACUUCUGGCAACCACCCUUCAAUCCUUUUCCUCUGUGAGUUUGACUAUUUUAAAUAUGUCACGUAAGUGCAAUCAUGCAGUACUUGUCCUUCUGUCACUGGCAUGUUUUACUUAGUACAGUGUUUUCUAGCUUCAUCCAUGCUGCCACAUAUCACUGGAUUUUCUACUUUUUUGAGGCUGAAUAAUAGUCCAUUCCGUGCAUUUAUCACAUUUGCUUUAUUCAUUUAUCAACACGCGUAACAUAUCAUUUGUAUGAGAUGAAUAAGUUCUAAAUAUCUACUUUACAACAUUGUGCCUAUAGAUAACAACACAGUAUUGUACACUUAGAACUCUGUGAAGAGGGUAGGUCUCAUGUCAAGUGUUCUUACCACAAUGAAAAUAAAUAAAUAAAA